Aphanomyces invadans is the source of this 1934-nucleotide messenger RNA. RefSeq lists its product as hypothetical. Bases 161 to 1720 code for a protein of 519 amino acids. NCBI's taxonomy places the organism in Eukaryota, Oomycota, Saprolegniomycetes, Saprolegniales, Verrucalvaceae. Gene Ontology annotation, biological process: transport. The transcript has 2 exons. The record is from RefSeq and is a predicted model, not a curated record. Gene Ontology annotation, molecular function: transporter activity.
CUCCAUCUUCGAUCCAACGGCCCUCUGAGGAAGAACGGCGACGGGGGACUCGCCAGCUGGACCUCACUCUCCCGUCGGCGCAAACUGCCCUUCCGCAAGCAUAUCUACCACCUGACCGCAUCAUACACAAGGUUCAAAUUGCCUCGUGCUGGGACGUGCCAUGUCGGACGUAGGCCUGGUGAAUGAAACAUCCAUCUUGGGCGGCAAUAGCACAGGAAAUGGCACGGUGUUUGGACUACCACUGAACUUGGUGGAAACCGAGCGCGGGUGGUGCCUGUUCGUGUCGUUCUUGGCAGCGCUCGUCGCGUCGGGGCUGACGUUGUGCAACAUGUACCUGCAUCUUCGUGCGUACACGCGACCAAAUCUACAGCGAUACAUCCUUCGGAUUCUGAUCAUCGUACCGUUCUACGCCAUCGGGUCGUUCCUGUCGUUCUGGCUCGUGCACCAAGCUAUCUACUUCAACAUUCUUCGCGACAUAUACGAGGCGUUUGUCGUGUACAGCUUUCUCGAGCUCGUGCUGUCGUUUGCCGGCGGUGAAUCCAACUGCGUGUCCAAGAUGGUCGGCGAGAAGGAACUGGACCACCCCUUUCCGUGUAAUUUCUGCUUCCCGCCCAUGGCUCGGGAUGGUCGCCUCCUCCGCGCGUGCAAGAAGGCGACGAUUCAGUUUGUGUUUAUCAAGCCAACCAUUGCACUGCUGUCGCUGUUCAUGCUGGCCAUCGACGAGUACAACUCGACAGGGUACCAGUGGUUCCUCUGGGUCGUGUACAAUGGGAGCUACUCGAUUGCGCUGUACGGGCUUCUCGUGUUUUACUUGGCCACAAAGCACAUCUUGGCGCCGUUUUCGCCCGUGCUCAAGUUCUUUGCCGUCAAGUCGGUCAUCUUCAUGACAUUCUGGCAGUCGCUGAUGAUCGCGAGCUGCCCAGACAUCACAGUCGAGCAAGCGUUCGCAUGGAACGACUUUAUCUUGUGCGUCGAGAUGGUCCCGGUGGCCAUUCUGUACUUGAUCUCGUUCGGCGCGCGGCAGUUUCAACUGUCGCACCGACUGGCCUCCCACGACGUGGACAAGGAGGACGGCAUGUCCCAGCGCAGCGCGAUCGAGUGCGGCGAGGCGACGCCCCACAGCGGCGAGGUCGUGCGAAACAUGAAGGAAGUGUUGAAUGUCAAGGACAUUGUUGCAGAUGCGUUCCACAAUUUCAGCUCGUCAUACCAGGACUACAUGCUCCAGCGCGCCGAUGACGAAGACUUGGAGAAGGCCGAGCAACCAACGAGCUCGAUCUUGGAUGCUCCGACCCCCACGACGGACGACGGCUCGCCGCAUCUGAAAACGAACCAGGUCAACGCGGAUGCCGCCGCGCCGAAACCGGACCAUCCCGGCGACCAACUCGACGACGGCAUUGAUGUCAGUGAGAACGAACACAAUGACGAACAGACAGAAGACGGCGUUGACACCGACGGUGUAAUUGUGUCGCCGUCCACAGUGGCAAAGCGCAAGUUGUCGCCCAAGAUGGCGACAUAUUCCAUGCGAAAAGCCAGCAUAGGAAGCAACAGCAGCAGCAACAGCUCGCACUCGGCAGACACACGAACCAGGCGGAGCAGCGCCGAGGAAAUGCCAGUCCGACAGGAAGCUAUCGCGAUUCCGUACUCGAUGUCGGACGAGGAAGAGGACGAGACACUGCUCGUAUCCCCGCGGAAGAACGACAAGACGAGCUUGCUCAAGUGAACGCGUUGGUUUGAGAUAGUCCUUCAGUAAUAGGUGGUAGGGUUUCGAGUCCGCUCGAGCUAAUUCGGUUCGUGGGUCCACGAGUUGGCCUUGUGGAGCACCAACGAAUGCCAUGGUGGAUGUUGUUGGCAGAGCAAACGGAGCAGUGUAGUACCAAGCGUUGUCCAAAAGAAGUACGUGGCAAUGUGUGUGCGAUGCUCCUGCUUUGGCGGGC